AUGCUGCUAGACGUGGUCCGGAUGCUGGCCGCGUCUAUUGGCUUCUGCAUAUCAUCAUCGCGAGAACUGGAAGCCUUUGUCCUGUCCAAGGACUACGUCUCUGCGCAGCUGGCAAAUGGUCCCAUCGAUCGGCACUGGCACGGGCUACAUCACUGGUCCACGGAAAAACACUUUGGCUAUGGAACCUAUGACAGCAUCUCCAAUCUCGGUUCAGGAGGUGAUCCAGACAAAAAAGAGGCACGGCUAGAAGGCUUCUUGGAUGAGUACUUGAAGCUCCGGGCAGGGACCGUGAAGACUGUUUCCAUGCUGCGAGAUUAG
This is a messenger RNA of Symbiodinium natans, 318 nucleotides long. The record is from the annotation of a GenBank genome assembly. Lineage: Eukaryota; Dinophyceae; Suessiales; Symbiodiniaceae.